AUCAUCUCGGGGACGAUGAUCAUGUUGCGGAGGUGGGUCCUCACCGGCUGCGGCUUCUCCCCCGGCGUGGCCUCCCUCUUGGCCUUGCGGAGCUUCUUGAUCAGCGCCAUGGGCUUCCUCGUCAGCCCACGCUGGAACCUCCUCCGGGCCCGGGCCGUGAAGAGGGUCACCAGAUCGUCGGUCGACAUGUCGAGCAGCGCGUCCAGGUCCACGCCGCGGAAGCUGAAUUUCUUGAACGUUCGGUUCUUCUUCGCCGCCGCCCCCAUCUGGGCCGGGUUCACCAGAACCUCCUCCGACUCCAUUUCCGCCUGCAAAAGGUGAGCACCAUGAUUGCAGAUCUCGAAAGAAAAAAUAAAACCCUAAUCGGCUGGUGUCUUUUUUUUUUUUUUUUUUG
This is a messenger RNA of Linum tenue, 394 nucleotides long. Lineage: Eukaryota; Viridiplantae; Streptophyta; Magnoliopsida; Malpighiales; Linaceae. The record is from the annotation of a GenBank genome assembly.